Messenger RNA from Verticillium nonalfalfae, 1461 nucleotides. RefSeq lists its product as uncharacterized. The transcript has a single exon. The record is from RefSeq and is a predicted model, not a curated record. The coding region runs from base 1 to 1461 and encodes 486 amino acids. Gene Ontology annotation, molecular function: oxidoreductase activity. NCBI's taxonomy places the organism in Eukaryota, Fungi, Ascomycota, Sordariomycetes, Glomerellales, Plectosphaerellaceae.
AUGAGAUUGUCGCCAAUCAUCGCCUGGCCCCUGUGGCUCGGGAGCGUAUCUGCAAACCCCAGCAAAGCCAUCGGUGGCCACAAUGGUCGCCCUGAUCUCGGCUGCAAGGCCAAAGCCGUCUAUGUUGACGUGGCAAUCAUUGGCGGCGGCUCUGGGGGCAUUCACGCCGCCAUACAACUGAAGGAUGCUGGUGCAAAGGUCUUGGUGAUCGAAAAGAAAAACCAAAUCGGAGGCCACGCUGAAACGUACAAAAAUAAUGAAACCGGCAUUGUCAGCAACGUCGGUGUCGUUCUCUUCGAGAAUACAGAUCUAGUGAAGCGAUACUUCAAUCGCCUCAAGGUCCCAAUUACGACGUCCAAUGUAUUGGCCACAACAAGUGCAUCACGGCAGUUCGACUUUGCUUUAGGAUUUCCCAUUCCAGCCCAAAGCGCUUCCGCCGCAGCUGCACAGCAGCAAGUCCUUCAAGCCGCCGCUCAGGCUUACACUCAGAAUGUGCUCAGCAAGUAUGGAUGGAUCGACCAGGGAUUCCUAGUCCCUGACCCUGUCCCAGCAGAAUUAUAUGAGCCCUUUGGUCAGUUCGCAGCAAAGUACAACUUUUCGGCUCUCCUACCAGUCAUUGCACAAUUCAAUUGGUAUACGGGGAACCUCACAACCCUUCCGGCACUUUAUGGUAUCAAGGGCCUCGGGCCUGGUCUGCUGAGCAGCCUCUUCGGCGAGUUCAUCCUGUCCGGCACGGGCGACACCAGGAGUCUAUACGACUCUGCUCUCAAUGAGCUCGGUUCCAGUGUGCUCUUAAGCACUACUAUACUCAACGUUGACCGUCACUCUAACGCGACUGGUGUUACUUUGGUAGUAGCUGAGUCUGGCAAAAGCCCCAAGACAAUCAUUGCCCAGAAGCUGUUAUUGGCUAUCCCACCAACUUUGAAGAAUAUGAUAGCCUUCGACCUCUCCAUUCAGGAGAAGGAAAUCUUCUCCAAGUUUUCUUCUUUGGGUUACUUCGCCGGCGUAGCGAGUGUCCCUGGGUUCAACGGCAGCUUCACCAACAUCGGUGCUCUGACUCCCUUCAACCAGCCCAUUAUCCCUGGCAACAAUGGCUUCAGCUCCACGGGCUCCCCCGACGAAUUCCUCAUUGGAGGAGGAUUUGAUACCGGCGACGUGACAGAUGAGGACGGCAAGAACCUUGUCCGCAAGAAUCUUGCUACCCUUGCGGCCGCGGGUGUUGUCCCAGCAGAUGCAGCAUCGAGCGUCACAUUCCCGUACACCUCCAACCACACGCCUUACAACGUACGCUGCAAAGCCGAAGACAUCAAGGACGGUUUCUACCGGAAGCUGGUGGAUUUGCAAGGUUCCGGGAACACAUAUUUCACCGGGGCGGCGUUUGCCGGACACAACAGUGCCUUGAUUUGGAAUUGGAACCAGGGGACUAUUUUGCCUGCUAUUACGAAGGCGCUUGGUCUAUAA